Messenger RNA from Spinacia oleracea (spinach), 530 nucleotides. RefSeq names its product histone deacetylase complex subunit SAP18-like. The record is from RefSeq and is a predicted model, not a curated record. Gene Ontology annotation, biological process: negative regulation of DNA-templated transcription. Gene Ontology annotation, molecular function: transcription corepressor activity; transcription factor binding. The coding region runs from base 186 to 416 and encodes 76 amino acids. Gene Ontology annotation, cellular component: nucleus. NCBI's taxonomy places the organism in Eukaryota, Viridiplantae, Streptophyta, Magnoliopsida, Caryophyllales, Amaranthaceae. The transcript is spliced from 3 exons.
UAAUGGCUUUGUAAUGAUUCUGUAUCUAGUAUGCAAUUCCUGGUUUGUCAAACAGGUUUAUUUUGCAGAUUGGCUAAAUUUAAAUUUAAUUUCCUCAUCUUCUUUAGAUUGUAGGUCACCAUACCCAAGAAGAUUUUUCAGUGAGAGGCAAGGAACCCAAGGACGAGGUUCAAAUUUAUACCUGGAUGGAUGCUACACUUAGAGAGAUGACUGAUCUCGUGAAAGAAGUAUCUCCAGCUGCCAGAAGACGAGAUGCAAAAUUGUCAUUUGCAGUUCUAUAUCCUGAUAAAAAUGGGCGUAUUCAAGUAAAGAAGGUAUAUACUCCGAGGAAUGCGCCUUAUGCUAGUGAGGAAAUUGAUGUGGUUCGUGAGCAAUGGGCUAAGUUUUUUACCAGCAAGUAUUUGUUAUUGGCGUGAGCGCUUGAUCGAGUUGGUUUAGAUGUUAUAGAAUAAUCUUUUAUAUUACAAUGUAUGCGUUUGUUGAAAUUGGAAUGUACAUAUAUUUAAAUGUAUGUGGUACAUGCACUUUGG